GUAUCGGUGACCGGAGAUGAUGGGAGAGUCUGACUAGAUCCACUACGGCUCGGAAACACCAUGGCUGUGGACGCAGCAUCCAGUUUCAGUUUCUGCAGGCCAGCCGUGGAGUACAGGGCCCUGCCUGAGGACUUCAAGCACCAGCUGAGCCGACGGACAGGUGGGAACCUAACCUGGCAUGACGGGCGUGGGCAGAAAACCGCAGGAGGCAGGACGGUGAAGCUGCUGCAGCAGCCGGGCACAGAGGCCCUGCAGUACCGUUCCAGUGACAAUUAUGGGAUAUAUCACACAAGCCCGACACAACCCAGCCUGAUCCGCCCCGUCGUGCUCUGGUCACAACAAGAUGUCUGUAAAUGGCUGAAGAAACACUGUCCACACAACUACCUGACCUACGUGGAGGCGUUCUCGCAGCACGCCAUCACAGGCCGUGCGUUGCUGCGUCUGAAUGGGGAGAAGCUGGAGAGGAUGGGACUGGUGCAGGAAACACUUCGGCAGGAGUUGCUGCAACAGGUGCUGCAGCUUCAGGUGCAGGAGGAGGGACGCAACUUGCAGCUGCUCAGCCGAGGUGAGGGUUCCUUUGGAAGAAUCUCGUAG
Anoplopoma fimbria (sablefish) is the source of this 594-nucleotide messenger RNA. It is a transcript of the gene samd10a, whose product is annotated as sterile alpha motif domain containing 10a. Gene Ontology annotation, molecular function: protein binding. NCBI's taxonomy places the organism in Eukaryota, Metazoa, Chordata, Actinopteri, Perciformes, Anoplopomatidae. Gene Ontology annotation, cellular component: cytoplasmic side of plasma membrane. The transcript has 5 exons. The coding region runs from base 61 to 594 and encodes 177 amino acids. The record is from RefSeq and is a predicted model, not a curated record. Gene Ontology annotation, biological process: cell surface receptor protein tyrosine kinase signaling pathway.